UGGGUUAGGCUUGUGCUGGAGGCGAGGGUUAGGUCUCAGUGAUGAGUCCGGGGGAGCAUGCGCAGUAGUUGUCCUGGCGUUUCUUUUUCGAAGCGUUGCAUGGAGGAAACCGCAGAGGAGGAGCAGCAGCUGCCGUGGUGGGGAGGGGGCCCUGGGCAGCUGACUGCCUGAUUCCUGCACUCCUCGCCCCCCUCCUCAGAGUCAGCAUGUCGGGGCCUGGAAGCAAGCGUGCAGCUGGGGAUGGGGGCUCGGGGCCCCCUGAGAAGAAAGCCAACAGGGAAGAGAAGACCACCACCACCCUGAUUGAGCCCAUCCGGCUGGGGGGUAUCUCUUCUACGGAGGAGAUGGACCUCAAGGUGCUCCAGUUCAAGAACAAGAAAUUAGCAGAGCGCCUGGAGCAGCGGCAAGCCUUUGAGGAUGAGCUGCGAGAACGCAUUGAGAAGCUGGAGAAGAGGCAGGCCACCGAUGAUGCCACCCUCCUGAUUGUCAACCGCUAUUGGAAGCAGCUGGAUGAGACGGUACAAGUGCUCCUGAGACGUUACGAUGGGGAUGGUGGGCAGGCUCUGGAGGAACCCAAGCCGGAGGCUGCAGGAGCGGAGUUGGAGGCUGCCCUUCAAGGACAGGAGGGACUAGAGAGGAGAGAGGCAGCCCUGUCACCCAUCGCACCGCCCACCCCCUGGAAGGCUGGGGGUCUCGUACUGAACGAGCCGGCCCUCUCCUUCCUGGCCACCUUGGCCAGCAGCAGCAGUGAAGAGAUCGAGCUGCAGCUUCAGGAGCGCAUGGAGUUCUCCAAGGCUGCCGUCUCCCGGGUCGUGGAGGUCUCGGACAAGAUUCACCGGCGCACGGAGGAGCUCUGCCAGAAGAUCCAUGCCCGUGUGGAUUUUGACCAACUGGAAGACGCAGUGAAGUCUCUCAACAAGGAGCUGAUGAGAGAGAACCGGCACCUGCAGGACCUGACCACCCAGCUCCAGGAGAAGCACCACAAGAUCUCCCUAGAGUACACGGAGCUGCAGGACAAGGUGACCUCGUCGGAGACUAAAGUGCUGGAGAUGGAAACGACUAUUGAGGACCUGCAGUGGGACAUCGAGAAGCUGCGCAAGCGAGAGCAGAAGCUGAACAAGCACCUGGCGGAGGCGCUGGAGCAGCUGAACUCUGGUUACUACGCAUCGGGCAGUUCUGGGGGGUUCCAAGGUGGACAGAUCACACUUAGCAUGCAGAAGUUUGAGAUGCUAAAUGCAGAGCUGGAGGAGAAUCAAGAGCUUGCCAACAGUCGCAUGGCGGAGUUGGAGAAACUGCAGCAGGAAAUGCAACAGGCUGUUAGGACCAAUGAAAAGCUCAAGGUGGCCCUGCGGAGCCUGCCUGAGGAGACCGUGAAGGAGACCCUGGAGUACAAAGUGCUGCAGUCUCAGUUCUCGCUGCUGUACAAUGAGAGCUUGCAGGUGAAGACGCAGCUGGAUGAGGCCCGUGCGCUUCUGCUCACCACCAAGAACAGCCACCUGCGCCACAUCGAGCACAUGGAGAGCGAUGAGUUGAACCUGCAGAAGAAGCUGCGGACGGAGGUGAUCCAGUUGGAGGACACGCUGGCUCAGGUGCGCAAGGAAUACGAAAUGCUGCGCAUUGAAUUCGAACAGAACUUGGCUGCCAACGAGCAGGCUGGCCCCAUCAACCGAGAAAUGCGUCACUUGAUCAGCAGCCUCCAGAAUCACAACCACCAGCUGAAGGGCGACGUGCAGCGGUACAAGCGGAAGCUGCGGGAAGUGCAGGCGGAAAUCAACAAAGUUCGAAUGCAGCAGAGCGGUUUUUUCUCCAGCUUGGCAGCAGCGCCCACCACACCAGGCGGUGAGGAGCCUGUGGGACUGCCAGGGGCACCUGGGGCUGCCAUGGUGAAAGAAGAGGAGGGGGCAGCCCCUCCGGAGGUGAAGAAAGAGCCCAAGGAGGUGCAAGUGAAGAAAGAGCCCAAGGACGAGCUGGUGACUCCCCAACCGCCGGGAACCCACGAGGGGGUGAAAAAGGAAGAAGAGGAGCCACCGGCCCUCCAACCGCCCACGCCGCAGCCACCCCCACCUCCCCGAGCUAAGGAGCCGGAGCGGUCCAAGGGGCGUAGUGGAGAACGGGGCGGGGACCGUGAGAGGUCACGGGAUCGAGACAAAGAGACUUCUUCUUCCUCGUCUUCCUCCUCGUCGUCUUCACGAGAUCGGGAGAAACAGAAGGGUGGUGGGGGCAGCGAGGAUCCUAAGAAGAAAGAUUCGGAUCUGCUCAAACAGCUGCGAGCUGAGCUGAAAAAGGCUCAGGAGAGCCAGAAGGAGAUGAAGCUCCUCUUGGAUAUGUACAAGUCGGCCCCCAAAGAGCAGCGGGAUAAAGUGCAGCUCAUGGCAGCAGAGAAGAAAACAAAGGCAGAGGUAGAGGAGCUACGGGUGAGGAUCCGCGAGCUGGAGGAGAAGGAAAAGAAAGAGAGUAAGAAGAUGGCUGACGAGGAUGCUUUGCGCAAGAUCAAGUUGGCGGAAGAGCAGAUUGAGCACCUGCAAAAGAAGCUGGCGGCAACCAAGCAGGAAGAGGAGGCUCUGCUUUCUGAGAUGGACGUGACAGGCCAGGCCUUUGAGGACAUGCAAGAGCAGAACAUGCGGCUCAAUCAGCAGCUGCGUGAGAAGGACGACGCCAACUUCAAGCUGAUGUCGGAGCGCAUCAAGUCCAAUCAGAUCCACAAGCUGCUGCGUGAAGAGAAGGACGAGCUGGCCGAACAGGUUCUGGCCCUCAAGUCGCAGGUGGAUACCCAGCUGUUGGUGGUGCAGAAGCUGGAAGAGAAGGAACGCGUUCUGCAGGGGAACUUGGGCACUGUGGAGAAAGAGCUGACGUUGCGCAGCCAGGCCCUGGAGCUCAACAAGAGGAAGGCAGUGGAGGCUGCCCAGUUGGCGGAGGAUCUGAAGGUACAGUUGGAGCACGUGCAGUGUAAGCUGAAAGAAAUCCAGACCUGCAUGGCUGAGAACCGAGCAGCCAAGGAGAAGGAGUCUUUCAACCUCAAAAGAGCCCAGGAGGACAUCUCUCGCCUCCGGCGCAAGCUGGAGAAGCAGCGCAAAGUGGAGGUGUACGCGGAUGCUGACGAGAUCUUACAGGAGGAGAUCAAGGAGUACAAGGCCAAGCUGACCUGCCCCUGCUGCAACACGCGUAAGAAGGAUGCGGUCCUCACCAAAUGCUUCCACGUCUUCUGCUUUGACUGUGUCAAGACUCGCUAUGAUACCCGCCAGCGGAAAUGCCCCAAGUGCAAUGCGGCCUUCGGAGCCAACGACUUCCAUCGCAUCUACAUCAGCUGAGCGCCUGGGCCUUCAUCGCCCUCCUUCUCCCCUCCCCCAGCAUCUUCACAGACUCUGCCUAGAUCUCUUGGUUACCUUUUUAAUAAAGACCUGCCUCGGAUCCACAGGAGGAGAAUCCUCCCCACUGGUUCUCUGGCUUUAGUCAAUCCCUUUCCAAGAGUUGGAAAGUAAUUUCCAAGGCUUCCUUUUGAGUGGAUCUCUCUCUCUCUCUCUUUUCUCUUCUCUCCCCUUGCCCUCAUGCCUCUGGGUCUGCUUACUGGGGUUCCUCUGGGUAUCACUGGAUUUCCUCUCCGUAUCCAGAAGAUUUUCUUUCUUGCUCGUUUCCCGUGUUGCUUCUGGAUCCCACACCACCACUGCCACCAUUUAAAAAACUUUUAUGAGAGAAAGGAUCUCCAGUCACUGGCUGCAGGCAGCAGUCAAGAAGAUUAAAUGCUCCCUGUUGGAUAAGGGGCAUUUUAAUUCCACUUUAUUUUAUAAUUCAGCGUGUUGAAGUAAAACUGCAGAGGUGGUCAGCUCCGGUGCAAUCCCUCUGUUCCUUGAAA
Messenger RNA from Hemicordylus capensis (graceful crag lizard), 3850 nucleotides. It is a transcript of the gene RNF40, whose product is annotated as ring finger protein 40. The record is from RefSeq and is a predicted model, not a curated record. The transcript has 20 exons. Lineage: Eukaryota; Metazoa; Chordata; Lepidosauria; Squamata; Cordylidae. Gene Ontology annotation, molecular function: ubiquitin protein ligase activity; metal ion binding. The coding region runs from base 207 to 3308 and encodes 1033 amino acids. Gene Ontology annotation, cellular component: HULC complex; nucleus.